Messenger RNA from Symbiodinium pilosum, 1155 nucleotides. Lineage: Eukaryota; Dinophyceae; Suessiales; Symbiodiniaceae. The record is from the annotation of a GenBank genome assembly.
AUGGAGGGCGCUGAUUCCUGCACAUUGUCCCCUAUCUGUCCGGGCAAGGUCACCAGCUCCAAUGUUGAGGGUGUCUCUGCUGAUGGCAAGCCUCAGCUUCCGGCGGUCGCUGCAAAGAAUGCGAGGAAUCAGAAUAGCCGCGCUCAGCGCCGUCGAACCGCCACAGACUGUGCUACGCAGGAGGACCAGUGCCACCCCAGGAAGAUCUUCAUCGGUGGUCUCGCGCACAAGACUACGACUCAACACCUUCGGGACUACUUUGUCAAGUAUGGCGGGAUUGUGGAUGCAGUGGUCCUGCGCUGGCCGGAUGGGCGCUCCCGUGGCUUCGGCUACGUCACUUUCUCCGAGGCUCAAGGCGCUCAGGGGGCAUUAAACGACGCGCACCAGAUUGGGGGCCGACAAGUGGACGUGAAGAGGGCUGUGCCUGGCACAAACAAGCUCUUUGUUGGGGGCUUGCCGCAGAACACAGCUGCUGCAGAACUGCGAGAGCACUUCGAGGCCUUCGGAACCGUGUCUGAUGCGGUGGUGAUGAUCGACCCGGCCACCAACCGCUCUCGCGGCUUUGGCUUCGUGUGCUUCCUUCCUGGCCAGGAGGGGGCAGCUUCUGCAGCAUUCGCCCUGGAGCAGUACGAGCACCAUCGGAUUCGCGGCAAGUGGAUUGAGGUGAAGAGCGCAGCGCCUCCGCACAAGCUUGCAAAGGAUGGGGCAGCCUCAUCACCUUCCGCGGCCUCGGAGUCAGGAGGGCCUCAGCUUUGUCUGUCUUCGCCCGCAGCCUCGCCGACUGCCAGCCCGUUGGCGGGAAGUCCACAAUCUGGCACAUCAGCUGCGACGCCGCAGGUGAUGUCACUGGCGCAGGCACUCCGCAUGCCCCUGAAGGGCCAAAGCCCCACCGCUGGCCCACAGACGCAGGAACGACCCGUGGCCUCACCGCAGCACCGCAAUCGUUCCGUGCGCAACGUCGGCCUGCCCUCGAAGUCGCUUGAGCCGCAGAAGGUCAUGCUGCCCGGAGCUGUGGGAAGCCCUCCGGGACUUGGCGCCACGGCUGCCGCAGCGCUGGCCGCGAUGCGUGCCCUUGGCUCGCCCCCGGGCUUGGAGUCCCCAGAGGACGCAAAGGCGGAGCCCGAGGCAUGUCCCUGGAGCCUUUCACCUAAGUGA